ACACCUUUGGUUUGGUAGCUCAUGCAAUGCAACAUGCACCAACUCUAUCUUAGCCAAAUCAUUCACUUCCUACACACGCAUUAAUAUGCUCUCCCACCGCUUACUCCCUAUCUAUCUAGCUAGCUUUCUUUUCCCCCCUCUAUAAGCCAAGAACAAGAAGCCAAGCUAGAAAAACAACAUUACCAAAUUGAAGUGACCACAUAAAUCCACACAAAUGUACAUUAUGCGACGAGGGAAGAAGACGUGUUUUGUGAUGUUGUUUUUGGUAAUCUUCCCACUUUUAGCUAUGGCGGCUUCCGCCGCCGACGCAGCGGCGCCACAACUGCCGGAUUUGAGCGUAAAAUGCGGAGAAUGUCCGUGUUCGGAUUCAUGCAGCCAGCUGCUACCGCCACCGCCACCGCCGCCGCCGCCACCAAAGUGCACCACUACUCCUCCACGGCCGGAAACUCCGCCGCCUCCCAGGUUCGUGUACUUCUCGGGGUUGUCUCCUCCGCCGCCGCCGCCGAGGGGCUGGAAUUACUUUUAUCCCACUGAUAAUCCGUUUGACCUGAAAAUUUACUCCGGCGCUUUGCGCCGCCGUAGCAACGUCUUUGUAUCAGGCGUCAUGUUUCUCAUGGUGAUUGGCUGUGGGAUUUUACUUUUUUAGUUAACUAAUAAUUAAUUUUGAUCUAAUAAUGUAAUUUAUUUAUUGUCUUGAAAGACAUCAAGUGUACUGUUAUAUAUAUAAAGCAUAUGUACCUAAAUUUUAGGAGAAUAUUUCUUAUGUUUGUGUUCAUAAAAACAAUUUUUUUUGUACUAUACCUAUGAUUUUGGAUCUUUGUUGUACCUUUGUGUUUUUCUA
This is a messenger RNA of Ipomoea nil (Japanese morning glory), 841 nucleotides long. RefSeq names its product leucine-rich repeat extensin-like protein 3. The coding region runs from base 215 to 646 and encodes 143 amino acids. The transcript is spliced from 2 exons. NCBI's taxonomy places the organism in Eukaryota, Viridiplantae, Streptophyta, Magnoliopsida, Solanales, Convolvulaceae. The record is from RefSeq and is a predicted model, not a curated record.